This is a messenger RNA of Apis cerana (Asiatic honeybee), 8616 nucleotides long. Its product is annotated as sex combs reduced. The record is from RefSeq and is a predicted model, not a curated record. Gene Ontology annotation, molecular function: DNA-binding transcription factor activity, RNA polymerase II-specific; RNA polymerase II cis-regulatory region sequence-specific DNA binding. Gene Ontology annotation, cellular component: nucleoplasm; nucleus. Gene Ontology annotation, biological process: positive regulation of transcription by RNA polymerase II; anterior/posterior pattern specification. Lineage: Eukaryota; Metazoa; Arthropoda; Insecta; Hymenoptera; Apidae.
UUAUUUACAGAUUUAUUUAAAUAUACCUUAACAUCUAGGAAAAGCGGGAAAGGAAGGAUUCGGAUAUUGGGAUUUUGAUCGCGAAGGAACGCGGAAAAUACGCGGAUGGAAAAUCGUGCGGACUCCGGCACGAAGCAGAGUUUAUCCGCGAGAAGCAAAGCGGAGAGAGAGCUCCGCCUCCUCGGCCGUCCCCUUCGCUCCGGGACCCCACCGACACGUCGCCACCCCGCGGUGCCCCCCAGUUUGACCAACUGGCUACUACGUCACACAUGCUUCUGCUUGCGGCUCGGGCCGCCAACUUCUCGGGCUCUCCUCUCGACCGGCUCGGCGAGUCGGUUCAGUGAGUUACGAGUUGCGUCCGGGUUCGCCGUACGUGCGAUAACGGGGGCGUCAAUCGGAUCGCGCGAUUGGGAGAGGAUUCCUAACCUCGUGCACGUUCUCCUCUCUCUCUCCUCUUUCUCUCUCUUUCUCUUUCGUCCACUAUUCUAUUUCCGUCUCGCAUUGCUCCUUUUCCUUCCUACCUUCGGUCCGUCCCUCUCGUCGUUCGGCAACAGGUUUGAAUUUAUGGGACAAUAAAGAGUGCGGUGCGUAGUGCGCGCGUGUUUCCUCUCUCUUUCUCGCCGCAGAGGGGACGGAUAGACAGCGAGAGAGAGAGAAAGAGAGAGAGAGAGAGAGAGAGAAAGGGUCUCCUCCGUCUGCGAAGAACAGCGCGGCGGAGACUAUCAAACUCUCAUAAAACUGUCAGCCGCGGCCGGCCGGCCUGACUUAUGCGCGCCCCUUCUCCCAUCCGGAAGUGGAUCGACAACAGAAGUGCUCUCCCACCCCCUUCCCCCUCAUUAUCUCUACGAUUUCACCUCCCGGUAUCCUCGAACAUCUCGCGGAAAUAAUAAUAAUAAUAAUAAUAAUAAUAAUAAUAAUAUAAAUUCGGAAGUAAAACGAGAAGUAAUCGGGAGAAACAGGGCGCAGGAAGCGGCGGAGGAUCCAAAGCGAUCGCUUUGAACCACCUCUUUCUCUUCCUUCUUUUCACGAGGGUGUACGAGGCGGAAGGGGGCGCGUGCGCGCGUUGCCCCCUCGCGGAGACGGCAAACGGAAGACUGUUUCUCGGUGACGUUGCGUUCUACAAGGUUGAGGGAAAAGAGAGAAGCGAGAGAGGGAGAGAGGGAGAGAGAAAGAGAGAGAGAAAGAGAGAUCCUCGCCCCACCACAACCACCACCAUCGUGGCUCCCGAAUAUCUCUCCAUUAGCCCCCCUGACGGUGCUAUCCCCUCUCUGUGACCCCUGUGUCUCGCUCGCGCACCCCUCUCGUCGCCUCCUGUCACGUCGGCCAGCGGCACACGGGCACCAGCGCCGGCAGCACCGCCACACAAACCCGUCGGAGACGUAAGGAACGGGGUUGAAGAAUCCUACGCCGGCGGAGAGACCAAUCAAGGUUUGACGAACGACGGGGAUUGGUCGAGGCGCUCCUCUGACACGCAGAGAGCGCGGGCACGUGACAAGCUACCGCACACACACCGUUGGGGCCUCCGUUGGAUCGUGGCGAGGCCUUCAGUACGAUACCAACCACCCUCCGCGCACGCAACAGGGACACGAGCCGCGGCAAUAAAGCUUCACCCCCCUGAUGCGAGGAGGUGAUACCUGUGCACGAAGAGACCGAUUAUUUUCAUCCGUUCGCCUUUGCUUCGCAACCGAGCAACGACGACGACGACGACGACAAUAGUUUUUUCUUCGAGGAGUUCGGUUUACUCGCGGAUCGCGCUGUUCUCGAAGGGAUUAUAGUAAAACGAUAGACACGACGGGACACACAAGUGAAGGAUAAUAUAAGAGGGAAUAAGAGAGAAGUGCAUGGGGGUCUCGUCUUCAAUGGGGCGACCCGAUAAGCCGGCCGUUACGCGCUACUGCACGCUGCCUCGACGAGUUCUCUGUAGAGGUUUCGUGUUUGUACAACGCGCCUACAACGAGCACAAGUGUGAACAAAAGAAGGUAAAGCCUACUCUCAGUUCAGUUCAGUUGUGUGACAUGUUCAACUACCGUCAUUAUCCUCGUCGUGAGAUCGACACAGGGAUGACGACAUCGUCCGUUUGAAACGACGAGUUUUCGUGUGCGCGCGUUUUAAUAUCCUCGCCGAGAUAUAAUAAUCGAAGGGAAGAAGGGAAAAAGGAGAAGAAAACGGAGUGUUGUUCGAUCAUUUUGUGGAAGAAAAACAAGGAGAUCCUUGCCGCGUUUGUGUCUCUCCCUCUCUCCCUCUCUCUCUCCACCCCGGUGAACCAUGAGCUCCUAUCAGUUCGUCAACUCUCUGGCGUCGUGCUACGCGGGCCAACAGGCCCAGCAGCAGCCACGGGCCACCGCCAACUCGCCCGGGGAGCCGUUGCAGGCCGCCUCGCCCGCCGGUGGCGAUUAUUACAACCCGAACGCGGCCACGAGCAGCUACCCGGCCCCGUGCUACUCGCCCCAGCAACACUAUCCUCAGCACCCGUACGCGACCCCCGCGUCGGGCAUGCAACACACCGCCCCCACGGGCAUGAUAGACUACACGCAGUUGCAGCCCCAGCCCCGGCUGAGCGCGGCCGCAACCACGCACAGUUUGCACCAGCAGCAGCAGCAGCACCACCCGCAGCAACAGCACCAUCCCCAACAGCAGCAGCAGCAGCAACAGCUCCACCAGGACCCGACCACGCCGCUGCUCCAGGCAGCGUCGGCACCGUCCGCGCCCUCCGCCUCCAGCUGCAAGUACGCCGACUCCACGGGCUCGACCGGCGUCGCGUCGCCCCAAGAUCUGACCACGUCCACCUCGAGGAACAGUCCCACGCCGCUCGUCGCCGCCGGCACCAGCAAGGCGGUGGGAACCGCGGGCCUCACCUCGCCACCGGGGGCCUCCUCGAGGUCCUCGGUCGCGGCCUCCGCCGCCGCCUCGCCCGCCAGCGGCAGCUCCAGGCCCCAGGAGGGUAGUUCCGCCCUCACCACGGCCUCCUCCGCCUCCUCGCCCGCCUCCUCCACCUCGAGCACCUCGAGCACCGGGAACAACUCGUCCAACAAGAACAAUCCAACGGGGAACGAGCCGCCCAAGAUUUACUCGUGGAUGAAGAGGGUGCACAUCGGCCAGAGCACGGUGAACGCGAACGGCGAGGUGAAACGGCAAAGGACAUCCUACACCAGGUACCAGACGUUGGAGCUCGAGAAGGAGUUCCACUUCAACCGAUACCUGACCAGGCGGCGUCGCAUCGAGAUCGCGCACGCCCUCUGCCUGACGGAGCGGCAGAUCAAGAUCUGGUUCCAGAAUCGGCGGAUGAAGUGGAAAAAGGAGCACAAGAUGGCGAGCAUGAACAUUGUACCGUACCACAUGUCGCCUUACGGCCACCCUUACCAGUUCGCGCCCCACCCAGGCCAGUUCGCACACUUGGCCACAUAGGACGAGUUCUCGCCCGCCGAGCUCGGAGCACACGCUGUCCGGUUCCCCGGGAUGUACGGCGAGCAGAACUUCUAAAAAGGCUUUCCCCCACACCCACUCCACCCUCCCCGGCCUUGGCCAUCCUCACGAUCCUCAACGUAACAGGUCUUGCUCGGUGACUCAGGCCGGCCCGGGACACACACUUCACUUCCAGUAGGACACACGUGGUGGAGAAGGCCCGCGAUCUCUGGCCGUAGGCCGCCGAUAGGACCCGUCACUCGUACGAUUCAUACAUUUCCUCCUCCUCUUCUUUUUUUUUUUUUUUGCUCUCUCUCUUCUUCUUCGUCCGUCCAAACUUUUUUCUUGGUGAGCAAGGUUGCGCAAUUAAUUCUAUCGUUUAAUGAUUCCGUUAGAAUUUCUUUUUUUUUUUUCAGUAUGUAUUGUGAUCCGAUUGUGACAGGCGGAAGAGUGACGGAGUGGGUAAAUAAUUGAUCGAUUGAUUGCUCGAAAACAGUUCCAUCCAAUUUGAUGAUAAAGAUUAAUUUUGUUCUCCCUUUUACUUCUCGACUGGAAGGAAUUAAAAAUUCGAUAUGCUCACGGUCCGUCGGCCUGUGUUCGUCCACGUUCGCGGGAUAUGUUCCGCCACGCGGUGCGACUGUUGGAAGUUGAAGGGGAAGCCGAGAAGAAAAAAGAAUUUUCUGCAAAGCGAAGCCGUGCGCCCGAUUAAAUGGACUGGACGCGCUCCGAGGGGCUCUCGCCGCGGUUAAAUUAUAAAGCGUAACCCGAACGCGGACGGGAAGCCACCUCAGCGGGUGAGAUAAAACCGAAUCAGUAGUUUUUAAGGGCUUAGAAAUUAGCGGUCUAAGUGAUUAAUUAAUUGAGCGAAUAAUUAAUUAAUUAUCUUGUCCGGCCGCAUCUAUUGUUUCGCAUCUUUUGGAUCUGUCCAAAAGAGGACGACACCCUCCUCUUCAUCCUCCCCUCCUCCCCCCUCCCUCCACGCUCCACACUCCCGUGCGCACAAACACGUUUCCCCCGUAUAUUUCGAAACCGAAUGGAAAAAAAAAGAAAAAGGAAAGAGGGAAAGAAGGGACCGACUUGUACUUACAUUACCUAACUUCGCGUUCCUUCUUCCAUCUCUUCUCUUCUCUUCUCUUCUCUUCCUCUUCUUUCGCUCGUUCUCGAGAAGGAAAAAAAAUCUAUCCCCUCCCUCCUUCCCUCCUCCGCCCCCUCCCUCCCUCCCUCCCUCCCCCUCUGCGGGGGAUUCACCGGCCGGACGAAUCGACGAACGACGCAGUCUCCACAGACCGGUGGAACCGUCUGUUUCUAUGUGCACGUUAAAGUCUCUACCUACCUACCUACCUACGUAGUACGUAAGGUGCCUAUUAAUAAACGCUCGAUCCAUACUUCACCGCCGUUUUUCCGAUAGAGGCCCGCCUGAUACUUUUACUAAACUUUUACUCGCGAAAAUCGAAGCGUAUGACGAAGCCGCCUCCACUUUAUAGCUGGAUAGUCGAUAACGAGCCUAUUCUCUUUUUUCCCCCUCCCCCCUUCACGCCGCGGUCAAGCCAAAUCGAAUAGGAGAGCACUUUCGUCCCUUUCCCUCAUUUCGUAUCGACGUACGAUACACGCGAGAUGUACAUGCACGCGUAAUAUAUUUUACGCGGUACUUACUUACAUGUUCCUCCUUUUUCUCUUUUCUAUUUUUCCCCUUUUUUUUUCUUCUUCUUUUCUUUUUCUUUCAUUCCCCGAAGAUACGUGAUAUUUUCGAUAUAGAUAGGGGGUUGAGCAGAGAAAGCUGUUUCUUGUAAAUACCGCAGUACGUAUCUUGUCAACGACAAGUGAGAAUUAAAUCGUUAAAUCGUUCUUACGGAUAACUGUGGAUUAUGCAAUUGUUGUGGGGGGAAACGAUUUUGAUAGAAAGUUGUCCGAGUCUCGUUGCAUUUGUGCGUUAAUUCGCGUUAAUUCGCGUUUAAUCAUUACAUUACAUUACGGUACAAUUCUGUUUCUUUUUCCUCCCCUGUAAAUUGUACAGCAAUUAAACAACGUAUAACUUUUAGAGGGAUUUGUUGCGAGAGGUACGCGUUCGCGCAUGCGCCUCCCGUCUGGCUGCGCAUUCGCAACUGCGCAUCACGACGCGCAAUACGAAAAGGAAAGAAAAGAACGAGGAAAAGGAGUAAUUUUUUUCGAGCGAGAGGAGGAUGAGAAAGGAAAUAGGAGUGAUCGAAUGAAAAAGCAGGUGUUUAAAUGAAUUUAGAUAAUGUGUUCUCGCGUUGUAAUAAUUGGUUUUAUCUUGUGAUAUCGAAGACUCGAAAGGAAGAAAGAAAAGAAAAGGAAAGAAAGAAAGGUAUAAUAAUUGAACUGAGAAAUAAAAAUAAGAAAAAUAAAUCGCUCUAGCAAUCGCUCUCGUGCUUAAAUAAAAGAUGUCGUGAACUGCGUAAAAUUUUAUGCGAGGCAAAUUCGGAAGAAUACAGGGAUCUAUAAAAAAAAAAGCUAUAUAUAUAUAUAUAUAAAUAUAUAUAUAUAAUAUUAUUAAUAUUCGAAGCGAAAGAGAGUGAGAGGGAGAGAGUGAAUGAGAGAGAGAGAAAAGAUUAAUAAAUGUAUAAGGUGAGCAAGAGCGAGCAAGGCGAAAAGAGAGAAAGAUAUAAGCGUAGACUAUAACGUUGAAUUGUACAUAGCUAUUGAAUAUAUGGCAAAAAAAAAAAAACACGAUAUUGAACGACGUUAUUAUCGUACGAGGCGCUAACGAACGAGCACGAUUCCUCGAAAUAAUUCUUUUGUAGUCGAUAAUGAACAGAAAAUGGUAUCCGUUGCUUCGUGGAAUGUAAUUGUUUGUGAUAAAAACGCAGAUGCAGGAUGCAUAUAUAUAUAUAUAUGUUAUAUAUAUAUAUAUAUAACACGUUAGAAUCUUUCGUUAUCGCCUGGUACAUCGCAUAGGGAUAUUUAAAUGAAAGAAUAGCGAAGAUUAAUAAUUAAUAAUUAAUUAAAUAAUUAUCAUUAUUAUUAUUAUUAUUAUUAUUAUUAUUAUUAUUAUUACGAUGAUUAUUGAAAUUAUCGACAUUAUUACUAUUAUUCUAUCGAGAGUGAGCCUGUUUCUAAUUGACUUGGUCCAGUGUUAAUAUUGUAUUUUAUUUGUUUCGUUAUUAUUAUUAUUAUUAUUAUUAUUAUUAUUUUUUUUUUUUUGUUGUUCACGCCGCGUGUCGUACACAACACGUUCCGUACCUAUGAAUGCAGAAUUCAGAUAUAAAAUUUCUCGCGCUGUUAUUUUCAAGCGCGAGAUAAUCCGUCGCGAGUAAUAUUAAGCGAGAUUACGCGCGAGUAUAUAUAUGUAUGUGUAUAUAUAUAUAUAUAUAUAUAUGUAUAUAUCUCACGCUCUCCUCCCGCGAACGCGACGUUCAUCUUACUUUCUUACUUACUUUCUUCGAGACGCACGCGUUCGGAUCAUGUGUGGAGAAGGGGAAAAAAAAAAAAAAAAAAGAAGGAAAUAUAUACAUACAUAUAUAUAUUUCGCAUACCCGUGUCAGGUGCGAAGGAUGCGUUUCUCCGAUUUAAAAUUAAGCUCAAGUAUUACGUUCGUGCGUAGCGUCAAAACUGAAAUGUUACUUCAUUCCAUGUAAAAAAAAAAAAAAAAGGAAAAAAAAAAAAAAAAAAAAACCCAAAAAAAAAAAACGAAAAAAAAUAUAUACGUAAAAAUAGUUCUAACUAAAAAGGAAGAGAAAAAAGAAGAAAGAAGAAAAAAAAAGGUAUCUUAACUACUUAACUACAUCUACGUAACCUAGAGCACCGUACGUGUAAGGUCGCAUAAUUAUAUAUAAUUUAAAUUGUAAUUAUUAAAAUGAUAUGACGUACAGAAAAAAAAAAAGAGGACAACGUUUUACCCUUUCUUCUUUCUCAUACAUACAUACAUACAUACAUAUAUAUAUAUACACACGUAUGUACACCUGUACGAAUUCCAAUUCGACUCGACCAGGAAGGGAAAAGGAAAAAGGAAAAUUGGUUGCUCGGAAUCGCGUCGAUUACACGCAUCGCUCGAUAAGAAGAAAUUGUUCAUUCGAUCGUUACGACUCGUCGCUGAAAUUCCACACGCACAGCGAUAACACUCGAGUCGAAAGAUCGAGCGAUGCCCGCUCGAUCGAGCGAUGCCCGCUCGAUCGAAGGUUAUCGCCCGCCUUCCUCUCGCGCGCGCCUCUGCUCGUGCCGAUUUUUCUUCCCUCGUAACAACAACACUCGUUACGUGCUGAUCCUUCCCCAAUCUCCUGAUAGCGAUUGUAAAAAUAAUUAAUAAUUCUAUCCCACCGGUUCCACUCGAAAAUUCGAAAGGGAAUUUUGAAGAAAUGGAUCUUUCCUCUGCAUUAGAUACGAUCUAAGAAGAAUGUAUAUAUAUAUAUUUUUUUUUUGCACGACUGGACAUCGUCGUCUCGAGAUACGAACCCGCUCGAGAUACGAUCGCGUGACAAGAGCGGGAGGUCGCGGGUUGAUAAAGCGGCCUCACACCGUUCCAAAACUACCGAAACGGACAGGAGUCGAAGGUAACGAGGAGGCAACAGGGGACUGGACGCAAGUCACGAUCCGUGAUGCAACACGAUCUCCCUCUCUCUCUCCUUCUUUCUUCCUCCCGCUUCUUUUACGAUUUCACCGCGCUACCGAGGAUGACGAGGCGAGUUUCGAUCGGUGUUACUCGGCUUCCUCGAUCCUCCGCUGCGAGGAGAUCGUGACUUUUGUCAGGAGGCUUCGUAACAAGGAACCCUGGCGCCUCCAGUUCGGAAGAUUUCUUUCCCCUCUCCCUCUCUUUUGUAUAAAAAAAUAUCGAUCCACUUUUGACUCGAUUCCGUAUUAUCGCGUUAAACGAUAAGUUAUCGAGGUGUAAUUUUGCGUGUAACUCGUUCAAUCGAGGUUCCAUCAUAUACAAAAUAAUCUCCCGACUAAAGAAGAGGAAGGGGAGAAACUGUCGAAAGCGGUGGAAAGUUGAGUUUUUCCGGCGGCGAGCCAGAGAGACGGCGGAUCGAGUCCGGUCGAUCGGUUUGAGCGACAGGCGACGCGGGAGAGACGGAGAGGGGGGAGGUCCCCUGUCCAACAACGUUUGCUGUUGCGCAGGAACGUUGCGCGUCCUCAAACGGAGCGGAGCAAGACUUCACCACUUUUAUAUACGGAGUCUGAAUAACAAAUCUGUCCAAUUCACAUGUCGACAUCAAAGAAGAUAAUAUAAACACUACAUCGAUACAUCGUCCGCAAAAA